AUGAGUCCAGCCGACGCCGAGUCCCGGCGUCGUGAGCGCGGUGUCAUUGCCCAGCGCGAAUACCGCAAGCGACACGCUUCCAAGGUCCAGAAGCUCGAGGAAGAGAAUAGGGAACUCAAGAACGCCAUAGCCGAGAUCAGCAGGACCCUCAAGGGGCGGACCCUGUCAGAUGAUCUAAAAGCUGCUCUUUCCCAUGCACGAGACCUCGCCGACAUUACUGAAGAUGAUACUAAGGAGGUUUCCGACAACAAUAACGUAGAAGAAACAUCACCAUCACAAUCACCGCCCCCGACCGUGUCAGAAGACCCAUCAGCAUCAUCAGAAAGACGCCUCCGUCCCAGUGGCCGAGCAAGUCCCCGCCUAGACUACGGCCUUUGGGUAGACACAGACCGCCUCAUCCGCAUCCUCGAACCACCCCUCGACAUAGUCCCCUACCUCGGCCCGGGUAUGCACACCCUCGCCGGUUGUAUCUUCUGGUCCACAAUGAACUACACCGUCGACCUGUGGGAUGCCCGCCCCUCGCCGCCCGCAAUUAAAGCCAUAGACCGCAUGUUCAGCCACUCAAAGCACCUCAGCGAUCGCAAUUAUCUGCUCUCGCUCGCCCAGGCGAGGAUGGACUACAAGAACAAGGGGUACAUGUUCCGUAAGCUCUCGGAUCAAUUUGCUGCACGGGCCUGCGCAGAGACUUUUGAGCUUGUCAGGGAUGAAUGUGAGAAGAAGGGGAGGCCGAGCAGGUACUGGAAGACGCCGCAGGAGAUUGCAGGGAAUAUUUUCAACGAGAUCACUACUGAUCAGGCUGUGAGGAUGCAGGCUGUUGCGGAGGGCAGGGGAACGCUCUCUGAUGGGCAGAUGAUGCAGGCGCUUGUCUCGUGGCUCUCUCAGAACUUUAUUUGCUUCGGUGACGGACCUAGAUGGAGUACUGUCUUUGUCUCUGUCGGCAUCGGAAGUUGGGUCAGGGAGCUCAUGGACAGGGACGCUCGCGCAGAGAAGGAGUCCACACCCGGGGCGAACGAAACGCCAUCUUGA
Messenger RNA from Colletotrichum godetiae, 1026 nucleotides. RefSeq lists its product as uncharacterized. NCBI's taxonomy places the organism in Eukaryota, Fungi, Ascomycota, Sordariomycetes, Glomerellales, Glomerellaceae. The transcript has 2 exons. The record is from RefSeq and is a predicted model, not a curated record. The coding region runs from base 1 to 1026 and encodes 341 amino acids.